Messenger RNA from Mesocricetus auratus (golden hamster), 3885 nucleotides. It is a transcript of the gene Stat6, whose product is annotated as signal transducer and activator of transcription 6. The record is from RefSeq and is a predicted model, not a curated record. Lineage: Eukaryota; Metazoa; Chordata; Mammalia; Rodentia; Cricetidae. Gene Ontology annotation, biological process: regulation of cell population proliferation; regulation of transcription by RNA polymerase II; defense response. Gene Ontology annotation, molecular function: DNA-binding transcription factor activity, RNA polymerase II-specific; RNA polymerase II cis-regulatory region sequence-specific DNA binding. The transcript is spliced from 22 exons. The coding region runs from base 311 to 2872 and encodes 853 amino acids.
AGCUCCAGGGAGGGACCUGGGCAGACAGAGAAGCCGGAAACAGCAGGCCGGGGCAGCCAGGGUUUACAGUGAAGAGGAAGGCCUGGAGCCGAGUGCGUGUUUGUGUGUGUGUGUGUGUGUGUGUGUGUGUGUGCGCGCGCGCGCGCGCAUGAGUGUGUGCGUUUGUGAUGUGUGCGUGUACACAUUGAGUUUUUAGGGCCAGCCCAGAACCCGCUGGACAGAGCCACAGACCCAUGGGGCCUGGCAGUGCCCGCUGAGAGAGGGAGAAGAUAGCAGAGGGGCUGCCAAGGCACCCUGCACACCCCAGAUCAUGUCUCUGUGGGGUCUGAUUUCCAAGAUGCCCCCGGAAAAACUGCAACGGCUCUACGUUGACUUUCCCCAGCACCUUCGGCAUCUCUUGGCUGACUGGCUGGAGAGUCAGCCCUGGGAGUUCCUGGUUGGUUCAGAUGCCUUCUGCUACAACAUGGCUAGUGCCCUACUCUCAGCCACUAUCCAGCGUCUUCAGACCUCAGCCGGAGAGCAGGGGAAAGGAAGCACCAUUUUGCAACACAUCAGCACCUUGGAGAGCAUCUAUCAGAGGGACCCCCUAAAGCUGGUGGCCACCAUCAGACAAAUACUUCAAGGGGAGAAAAAAGCUGUUAUAGAAGAGUUCCGUCACCUGCCAGUGCCCUUCCACCAGAAGCAGGAAGAGCUCAAGUUCACCACAGCCCUUGGGAGGCUUCAGCACCGAGUGCGGGAGACCCGCCUUCUCCGAGAAAGUCUGCAGCAAGGCACCAAGGCUGGACAAGUGUCUCUGCACAGCUUGAUGGAAAGUCCUGCCAACGGCACUGGUCCAAGCGAGGACCUGGCCGCGAUGCUGCAGGGGACUGUGGGAGACCUGGAGGUCACCCAGGCCCUGGUGCUGAAAAGGAUCCAGAUUUGGAAGCGGCAGCAGCAACUGGCAGGGAAUGGCACCCCCUUUGAGGAGAGCCUCUCGGGGCUGCAGAAAAGGUGUGAAAGCCUGGUGGAAAUCUACUCCCAGCUACAACAGGAGGUGGGGGCAGCCAGCGGGGAGCUCGAGCCCAAGACCAGGGCAUCGCUGAUCAGCCGCCUGGAUGAAGUCCUGCGAGCCCUUGUGACCAGCUCUUUCCUGGUAGAGAAGCAGCCCCCUCAGGUUCUGAAGACACAAACUAAGUUCCAGGCUGGAGUUCGGUUCCUGCUGGGUCUGCAGUUCCUGGGGACCUCAGCCAAGCCCCCGCUGGUCAGGGCCGACAUGGUGACAGAGAAACAGGCUAGAGAGCUAAGCCUGCCACAAGGGCCCGGGACUGGAGUGGAGAGCACUGGGGAGAUCAUGAACAACACCGUGCCUCUGGAGAACAGCAUUCCUGGGAACUGCUGCUCUGCCCUGUUCAAGAACCUGCUCCUGAAGAAAAUCAAGCGCUGUGAGCGGAAGGGCACAGAGUCUGUCACCGAGGAGAAGUGCGCAGUGCUCUUCUCCACCAGCUUCAUGUUGGGGCCCAACAAGCACCUCAUUCACCUUCAGGCCCUGUCUCUGCCAUUGGUGGUUAUCGUCCAUGGUAACCAAGACAACAAUGCCAAAGCCACUAUCCUGUGGGACAAUGCUUUCUCCGAGGUGGACCGUGUGCCUUUUGUGGUAGCUGAGAGAGUGCCCUGGGAGAAAAUGUGCGAAACCCUGAACCUCAAGUUCAUGGCUGAGGUGGGGACCAGCCGGGGACUGCUACCAGAACACUUCCUCUUCCUGGCCCAGAAGAUCUUCAAUGACAACAGCCUUAGCAUGGAGGCCUUCCAGCACCGUUGUGUAUCUUGGUCACAGUUCAACAAGGAGAUCCUGUUGGGCCGCGGCUUCACUUUCUGGCAGUGGUUUGAUGGUGUCCUAGAUCUCACUAAACGCUGUCUCCGGAGCUAUUGGUCAGACCGGCUGAUCAUCGGCUUCAUCAGCAAACAGUACGUCACAAGCCUUCUCCUCAACGAGCCAGACGGAACUUUCCUCCUCCGCUUUAGCGACUCUGAGAUUGGUGGCAUCACCAUUGCCCAUGUUAUCCGGGGUCAGGAUGGCUCCCCACAGAUAGAGAACAUCCAGCCAUUUUCUGCUAAAGACCUGUCCAUUCGCUCACUGGGGGACCGGAUCCGGGAUCUUGCUCAGCUAAAAAACCUCUACCCCAAGAAACCCAAGGAUGAGGCCUUCCGGAGCCACUAUAAGCCUGAACAGAUGGGGAAGGACGGGAGGGGUUACGUCUCGACUGCCAUCAAGAUGACUGUGGAAAGGGACCAGCCUCUCCCUACUCCAGAGCCUCACAUGCCCACCAUGGUGCCGUCUUAUGAUCUUGGAAUGGCCUCUGAUACCUCCAUGCAACUCAGCUCAGAUAUGGGGUACCCUCCGACGUCUCAUUCCAUCCACUCAUUUCAAAACCUCCCCCUAGAAGAGUCAAUCAGUGUACUUCCAGCCUUCCAGGAACCUCCUCACCUGCAAAUGCCUCCCAACAUGAGCCAGAUGAGCCUACCCUUUGACCAGCCUCACCCCCAGGGCCUGUUGCAGUGUCAGUCCCAGGAGCAUGCUGUGUCCAGCCCUGAACCCUUGCUCUGCCCAGAUGUGGCCAUGGCAGAGGACAGCUGCCUAACUCAGCCUGUGGGAGGUUUCCCCCAGGCCACCUGGGUCGGUGAAGUGGGCCUAGGAAACAGAACUAUCCACGAAGACAUGUUCCCUCCCUUACUGCCACCCACGGAACAGGACCUCACCAAGCUGCUCCUGGAGGGCCAAGGGGAGGCAGGAGGAGGAUCCUUGGGGGCCCAGCCCCUACUGCAACCAUCUCCUUAUGGGCAACCUGGGAUCUCUAUGUCCCACCUGGACCUACGGACCAACCCCAGUUGGUGAUCCCAGCUGGAGAAGCCCAGACACAGAGCCUCUUCUGUUCUAUGGACCUGCUCUGGGCACCUGCUCACACAGGUGCCUCCCAUCUCCAGCUGCUCCUUGGUCAGGAGGAAAGAACUGGCUGGGAGGAUGCAUGGCAGCGUGUGGAACCACAGCACUCCGUGCUUCCAACCACAGCAGGGCCCCCUUUUCCAGCUCGGGGGCACAGGGAUGUUCAGGCUCUGAUGUCUUAACAGGCACCUUCAUGCCUGCAUCACACCACACACACACACGCCUACACACACAGGGACCAGAACACGCUCAGCAGGAGGGACUAGGCAAGAGCAGGUCAGGGCGCCAGGGGCUCCUGUGUUAAGCCAGGACCUGGAACACAUGCAUAAAAGCAAGACACACAGCCUCGGAUAGAGGGCGUAGACUUAGGGCAUUGGAGCAGAGGUCAGGAGACCCUGGGUGGGGGGAAAAGGGGGUGUAGGCAUAUCGUUACUGGUAAGGAUUUUGCCCAGAUUAAAAGUUCCUUCAAAGCUCCAAAUUCUUGCCAAAACGGCUGUGGCAGUUGAGAGCCUCACAAAAGCUAGGCGUCUAUGUGUGUAGCUGUGCCAAUGUUUACCCGAGAAAUGUUAACCUACAGAUGUCACACGCUCACUAUACAGGACAUGUAUCUCUGCUUUUGCCUGUGUGACAACAUAUAUUUGAAAGGCUCAGAGUAACCUAAUAAUUUUGAGCGUAACUACGUCGCUGUGACAUGCAUAUAGCUAUAGCCUUUGGCGACUCCAUGCUUCCUGUGUUUCCUAGAGCCCAAGGACUGAACAGGGAUACAGGCCUCGCUGUGAGGCAUCCUGGGCGCUGGUGGCCCCGACUGCUAUUUCUCUUGUACUUUUCCAUCCACCGCUGGCUUCUCUCCACUCACACCUCAUGCGGUUCCCUUUUCCCUCCCUAGAGGGAGGGGGGUCAUGGAUCCUAAGCCAUAAAAUAAAUUUUAUUCCAAAAUAACAAAAUAAAUAAUCUACUGUACACGA